This is a messenger RNA of Nycticebus coucang (slow loris), 3255 nucleotides long. RefSeq names its product acyl-CoA synthetase family member 3 (gene ACSF3). Gene Ontology annotation, molecular function: medium-chain fatty acid-CoA ligase activity. Bases 280 to 1905 code for a protein of 541 amino acids. The transcript is spliced from 10 exons. Gene Ontology annotation, biological process: fatty acid metabolic process. NCBI's taxonomy places the organism in Eukaryota, Metazoa, Chordata, Mammalia, Primates, Lorisidae. The record is from RefSeq and is a predicted model, not a curated record.
CUCCCGGGGCCCCGUGUCGAGGCGCCGUGAGCGGGCACGUCCCAGCCCCGGGCCGUCGCCGCGGCUGCUGCUCCUAGUCCGGCUCUCCGGCCCCGAGCGCACGGCCCAGGAACGGGGCUGGACACUGGCCCUGCAACUAGCCGCGGGCCACCGGCAGCUCGUUGGCCGUCCGGGGCCGCAGCUGCCUGUGUCGCGCGGGGAGAAUGGUGCCCGCUCUCGGGGACGCCGGAGGGGGCCUGUUGCUGCCCCAGGGAAUGCAGGGGGCUGUUUGCUGGAGCAAUGGCCCCUCACGUAGCACUGUCCCUCCGGCGCCUGGCCUGUGCCUUGGCCUCCUGCCGACCAGCUCCGGUGAGAAGCAGAGGGAGUGGCCUCCUGCACACAGCACCAGCGGUCUGCCCAGACACGGAUGCCCCAGUGUUCACCAAAGCACUGGCCUUUGGGGACAAAAUCGCCAUUGUUGACCAACAUGGCAGCCACACAUACAGGGAUCUUUACUACCGCAGCCUUCGACUGUCCCGUGAGCUCUGUGGGCUGCGCGGCUGUGUCAGCGGGGACCUCUGUGAGGAGAGGGUCGCCUUCCUGUGCUCUAAUGAUGUCUCUUAUGUGGUUGCCCAGUGGGCCUCGUGGAUGAGUGGCGGCAUCGCGGUCCCGCUCUGCAGGAAGCACCCAGAGGCCCAGCUGGAGUAUUUCAUCCGGGAUUCCCGGAGCUCCGUGGUCCUGGCCGGCCAGGAGUAUGUGGAGAUCCUAAGCCCAGUGGUCAAGAAGCUGGGGGUCCCACUCCUGCCUCUCACGCCCGCUGUCUAUGAGGGGGCGGCAGGGGAGCUGCCAGAGGGGCAGGUACAGGUGCGGGAGUGGAGAGACCGGGGCGCCAUGGUCAUCUACACCAGCGGGAGCACUGGAAACCCCAAGGGUGUCCUGACCACCCACCGCAAUGUUGGGGCUGUGGUGACUGGGCUGGUCCACAGGUGGGCAUGGACGAAAGAUGAUGUGAUCCUCCAUGUGCUCCCUCUGCACCACGUCCACGGCGUGGUCAACAAGCUGCUGUGCCCCCUCUGGGUGGGGGCCACCUGUGUGAUGCUGCCCGAGUUCAGCGCUCAGCUGGUUUGGGAAAAGUUCUUAAGUUCUGAAACUCCACGGGUUAAUGUAUUCAUGGCAGUGCCUACAAUAUAUACCAAGUUGAUGGAUUACUAUGACAGACAUUUCACCCAGCCACAUGUUCAAGACUUCGUGCGUGCAGUUUGUGAAGAAAAAAUUAGGUUGAUGGUUUCAGGCUCAGCCGCCCUUCCAUUGCCUGUGCUGGAAAGAUGGAAGGACGCCACGGGCCACAAGCUGCUGGAGCGCUACGGCAUGACGGAAAUCGGCAUGGCCCUGUCUGCGCCCCUGGCCGCAGCUCGCCUGCCAGGUUCUGUGGGGACCCCACUUCCAGGGGUGGAGGUGCGUAUAGUCUCAGAAAACCCUCAGAAGGACGGCUGCUCCUACAUCAUCCACACUGAGGGAAACGAGAGGGAGACCAAGGUGACCCCAGGGUUUGAAGAAAAGGAAGGGGAGCUGCUGGUCAGGGGGCCUUCCGUGUUCCGAGAAUACUGGGAUAAACCAGAAGAAACUAAGAAUGCAUUCACUUCAGAUGGCUGGUUCAAAACAGGUGAUACUGCUGUUUUCAAGGAUGGCGGGUACUGGAUCCGGGGCCGGACCUCGGUGGACAUCAUCAAGAGUGGAGGCUACAAAGUCAGCGCCCUAGAGGUCGAGCGGCAUCUCCUCGGCCACCCCAGCAUCGUAGAUGUGGCUGUGAUUGGAGUGCCAGAUAUGACCUGGGGCCAGCGGGUCACAGCUGUAGUGACCCUCCGAGAAGGACACUCGCUGUCCCACAGAGAGCUCAAAGAGUGGGCAAGAGCUCCUGGUGCCUGAGGCCAGCACCCUUCACUGUCCCUCCCACUCAGCUGAUAGCCACUUGCCCUGCUUGCCCCACACCCUCCUGGGCUCCUCCACCUGCCUGGGCCCCGGGCUGAGCCUGAGCAAUCCUGGUGUCGGGAGGCUCCUGCAGACAGGAGCUGGUAUGGCUGGAGAGGGAGCUGUCAGUCCACAGCAGCGACUCCGUUCCACCUGAGCUAUCUCCUCCUCUUCUCCCCAUAUCCUCCCUGCCUCCACCGGCUUGCCUCCUUCUCCCUAGCGCUAGAGAUAUUUACAGGUUAACAGUAGGAAUCCUCAUCCCAUCAAGGGCAGCACAGCUGGGGAAUCAAAGGCGCCCCUGGAUUUGCAGCACCACAGUAGGAAACUGCAGUUUAACAAAGACCAGAAAGAGUCUGAUCAACCACUUUGACUAAACAGUUACUUUGUUGAAAAGGAAAAGCAGUUGUCAGUACAGAGAGUGCCCUGGGGAGUUCAGGGACCAGAGUCCAGCCGCACUGCCCUCAGCUGCCCUCUGCCCAGGAUGCUAGGCUCAGGUGCACCUCAAGCUCCAUGGUCACAGGGCCCCGUCUCCCCAGUGUGCAGGCCAGGCUCAUGGCCCAACAUCAGGAAGGGCCGGUGUGUCCACCUGGUCUCUGACAGUGAGUGUGAGGGGCCAGUGCUGGAGCACUGGGGAGAAGGUCCUGUGUGGGGCUUGAGCACCACCUUAGCUGGAUGCCCCCCCACCAGGGACAGCCACAGGGCACUGCCCCAUGGCCAGUGCAUGAAGGGCAGGGCUGUGACUACUGCUGCCCACAGCUCACACGUGCCCCCAGCAGCCCAGCACUGGCCUCAGCUGCCUGCUGGCGUGGCCCCGAGGGCCUAAGGCCUAGGUUGCUGUGCUGUAGACUGGGAAGGAAGGAGGGGAGGGAAGAGAUAAGUUAGAGGGUUAACCCAGACAUCUCAGCCACCCACAGAAGUCAUCCAGGCUUCCUGUGGGACACUGCAUCUUGGCCGUGUGGGGACUGCAGACCUUGAGUGUCACCCUAACCUUGGUGGAAACCGAGGUUUGGCGGUGAGGCCAGGUCAGUGCCUGCAGACCUGGAGGUUUGUCUCUGAAUGCGGAGCAGAGUAGGCCACCCCUCGGCCUGCCUACCAACUCCCCACCCCCUUCCAGAAGUUUUCAUUGUGCUUAUAGCUCAACGGGCUGGGCCAUGGGGUGGAAGGUCCAGGGCUGCUCUGGGCAGCCUGUCCGCACAAGGUGGCAUCUGUCCUAGAGUGAUUGCAGGACAGCGGCCACCUCCUGGGGCAGAGAUCGUGCGGUCACCCAGCUGGUUCAUGUCAGAUAAGACCCUCCGGGCCAUGCUUGUC